Vanrija pseudolonga is the source of this 873-nucleotide messenger RNA. RefSeq lists its product as uncharacterized. Lineage: Eukaryota; Fungi; Basidiomycota; Tremellomycetes; Trichosporonales; Trichosporonaceae. The transcript has a single exon. The record is from RefSeq and is a predicted model, not a curated record. The coding region runs from base 1 to 873 and encodes 290 amino acids.
AUGGCCGUGUUCCAGGUCCUCGGCUCGCCCGAGCUAGUGUCCGAUACCGAGCUAGUGGACCACGUCGCGCGCAAGCUGGAGAAGAACGGCGCAGGGAAGCUCGCGCGUCGCCUGCGGCGGAGUGUCGAGCUCGCGGCCGAGGCGCCGCCAGGCCAAGGCGACAAGGUCCGCCUGUGGUCCGACCCGCGACCAACCGACGCCGCCCGCCGGCCGCCAGACUUCUGGCGCGUGGACCGCACCGUCCCGCGCCAUGACGGCGCGUACCCCGGCAACACGCCCGCCGAGCGGCGCACGCACCACUUCAACCAGCAGCUCACGCGGCUGCUGACGCUGCGCCAUACGCUGCCGUACGAGCUGCACCUUGGCCCGGACCCGCGCGCGCCGGCGCCCAAGCUGCGCCGCGUGCGCGACUUGCUCCACUACAUCGACCGCCUGCGCGCGAACCACAGCUUCGUGCCGGACCGCGUGACUGCCAACAUUGUCGUCAAGGCGUGGCUGGUCAACCUGGCGCGUGGGACGCACGGCCACGGCGAGGCUGCGCGCGCCAAGCUCGGCCGCGACGGGCUGGAGAAGGCCGAGCUGCGCGGCGUGUUCGAGUUCGUCUCGGCUUCCAUGAAUGCGGAGGUGGAGAAGUCGGGUGGCAAGUCCCAGCCCGCGGUCUUGGGCGGCGACGACGGCGCGCUUCCCUUCGACUCGAGCCUCGACUUUGACCGCCACGUGCGGCCGUUCGCAAAGAUCAUGCUCCGCGCCAUGCGCCGCAUCGGGGACCGUGAGGGCCGCGAGGUGGUGGCCAAGUGGGUGGAAGGGAUGGAGAUCCAGUUGAAGGGAAAGCAGGAGGAGGAGGUGGCGGAGGUGCCGCGCAAGGGAGACUAG